Messenger RNA from Chionomys nivalis (European snow vole), 1260 nucleotides. RefSeq names its product H-2 class I histocompatibility antigen, D-37 alpha chain-like. Gene Ontology annotation, molecular function: signaling receptor binding; peptide antigen binding. Gene Ontology annotation, cellular component: external side of plasma membrane. Bases 1 to 948 code for a protein of 315 amino acids. The transcript is spliced from 8 exons. Lineage: Eukaryota; Metazoa; Chordata; Mammalia; Rodentia; Cricetidae. The record is from RefSeq and is a predicted model, not a curated record. Gene Ontology annotation, biological process: immune response; antigen processing and presentation of endogenous peptide antigen via MHC class Ib; positive regulation of T cell mediated cytotoxicity.
AUGUCUUCUUCUUCCUGGCUCAAGCUGUUGGCAGGCGCCAUAGUCCUGGUCCAGACACAGGCUAGCUCGCACUCGCUGCGGUAUUUCCACACCGCCGUGUCCCGGCCCGGCCUCGGGGAGCCCCGGUUCAUCUCCGUCGGCUACGUGGACGACACGCAGUUCGUGCGCUACGACAGCGACGCGGAGACUCCGAGGUUGGAGCCGCGGGCGCUGUGGGUGGAGCAGGAGGGGCCGGAGUAUUGGGAGACUGAGACGUGGAAAGCCAGGAACACAGGAAAGCACUUCAAAUUGAAUCUCCAGACCCUGCUUAGCUACUACAAUCAGAGUGACGACGAACCUCACACUCUGCAGUGGAUGUAUGGCUGUGACCUGGGUCCAGAUGGGCGCCUGCUCCGUGGCUACUGUCAGGAGGCCUACGAUGGCCGGGACUAUAUCUCCCUAAACGAGGACCUGCGCUCCUGGACCACAACUGACGCGGCCUCUCUGAUCUCUAAGCGCAAGUUAGAGGACGUGAAUGAGGCCGACCACCAGAGAGCAUACCUGCAGGGCCCCUGCGUAGACUGGCUCCAUAAAUACCUGCAGCUGGGGAAAGCGACCCUGCUGCGCUCAGACCCCCCAAAGGCACAUGUGACCCAUCAUCCUGGACCUAAAGGUGAUGUCACCCUGAGGUGCUGGGCCAUGGGCUUCUAUCCUGCUGACAUCACCCUGACCUGGCAGAGGGAGAAGGAGGAAAAGAACCAGGACAUCGAGCUGGUGGAGACCAGACCUUCUGGGGAUGGAACCUUCCAGAAAGCCUCCUCAGUCCACAGUCCCCAUCAUGGCAGUCAUUGCUGGUCUGGUUCUCCUUGGAGUUGUGACCAUCAUUGUAGCUGUGGUGGCCGUUGUGAUGAAGAGGAACAGAAACACAGGUGGAAAAGGAGGGGACUAUGCUCAUGUUUUAGGCAGUAACAGUGUCCAGAGCUCUGUCUUGUCUCUGGAGGCUUGAAAAGUUCCUAGCUUCAGACUGCUGCCUCACGGGGACUUGUUCUGAUUCAAGAAUGAACAAAUGUCUGAAGCUGUCUGCUUUCUCCUGUGGAAACAAUGUAAAACUGGGGAGCCCACCUCACCCCUGCAUACCUGGAACCUGUCCCUGUACUGCCCUGUGCUCCCUUCCCAGCCAACUUCCUUGUCCAGCUAGGCAGGAGGUCACAUCCCCAUCCUGUCACCUCCAUGCUGCCCUGAGCUGCAGCCCCUGACUACCCCACUGAAAAUAAAAAUAUG